Messenger RNA from Trifolium pratense (red clover), 2159 nucleotides. RefSeq names its product berberine bridge enzyme-like 8. The record is from RefSeq and is a predicted model, not a curated record. Gene Ontology annotation, molecular function: FAD binding; oxidoreductase activity. Lineage: Eukaryota; Viridiplantae; Streptophyta; Magnoliopsida; Fabales; Fabaceae. The transcript has a single exon. Bases 235 to 1836 code for a protein of 533 amino acids.
ACAAUUAGAGACUCAUAAUGUCCGACCUAACAAUUUCGAUAUUUCUCUCGGGUUGAACUGCAUAUCAAUAAAAUUGUCAAUUUACACCCUAGAUAUUCAGGAUCCAAAGUAGCAUGUAGAAUUUAUUGCUUUCACAUUCUAAGUAGUUGACAAUUGACACAGCAAGAUUUCCUUGUUUCACAAGAAUUCUCUCUCCCUCUUCUCUCAAUACUCAAUCUUUUUCCUAUCAUUAAGAUGCAUACAACAAUUGUAGCAACCCUUGUUCCAUUCUUAGUCUUCAUCAUUCUAGUACCAAUGUCUGUUUCAGAUUCCAACACCAUCCUCCAAUGUCUCUCUCUCAAUUCAGAACCUUCUCAUCCAAUCUCAGAACUCACCUAUUUCCCAAACACUUCUUCAUAUUCACCAAUCUUAAAUUCCUACAUCAGAAACCUUAGAUUCAACUCAUCCACUACACCAAAACCCAUUUUCAUUCUCACCCCAACUCAUAUCUCCCACAUCCAAGCAUCAAUCAUAUGCUGCAAAAAAUUCAAUCUUGAAAUCAGAAUCAGAAGUGGUGGUCAUGAUUAUGAUGGUCUUUCAUACGUUUCACAAUCACCAUUCAUUGUUCUUGACAUGUUUUUGCUUAGAUCAGUGAUUAUUGACUUAAAAAAUGAAACUUUGUGGGUUGAAUCAGGUGCAACAGUUGGUGAAGUGUAUUAUAAGAUUGCUGAGAAGAGUAAAGUUCAUGGUUUUCCAGCUGGUGUUUGUCCAACUGUUGGUGUUGGUGGACAUUUUAGUGGUGGUGGUUAUGGUAACAUGAUGAGAAAAUUUGGGUUAUCUGUUGAUAAUAUUUUGGAUGCUAAAAUUGUUGAUGUUGAUGGUAGAGUUCUUGAUAGGGUUUCAAUGGGGGAAGAUGUUUUUUGGGCUAUUAGAGGUGGUGGUGGAGCUAGUUUUGGUGUUAUUGUUUCUUGGAAGAUUAAGUUAGUUUCUGUGCCUGAGAUUGUAACUGUUUUUAGAGUUGAAAAAACUUUGGAACAAGGUGGUGGUGAGAUUGUUCAUCAGUGGCAAUAUGUUGCUGAUAAGGUGCAUGAUGGAUUGUUUAUUAGAGUUGUUGUUAGUCCUACGAAGCGAAAGGGGGUGAACACGGUUAAGGCGAAGUUCAAUGCUUUGUUUCUUGGUAAUGCACAUGAGUUGCUUGAUGUAAUGAAUGAGAGAUUUCCUGAAUUGGGUUUGGUUGGUGAUCAGUGUAUUGAAAUGAGUUGGAUUGAUUCGGUGUUGUUUUGGUAUAACUAUCCGGUGGGGACUUCGAGUGAUAUUUUGCUUGAAAGACAUUCAUCGACAGAGAAAUUCUUGAAGAGGAAAUCUGAUUAUGUCCAGAAGCCGAUUUCAAAAGUUGAGUUUGAUGGUAUAUGGAAGAAGAUGAUAGAACUAGGAAAGGUUACACUUACAUUUAAUCCUUAUGGUGGGAAAAUGAGUGAGAUAUCUGAGGUGGAAACACCGUUUCCGCAUAGAGCUGGUAACAUAUAUAAAAUUCAGUAUUCAGUAAAUUGGAAAGAGGAAGGUAAUGAUGUUGCAAAUCAAUAUUUAGAUCGGAUUCGAAAGCUCUAUGAUUACAUGACACCUUAUGUGUCAAAGUCACCAAGAAGUUCAUAUUUGAACUACAGAGAUGUUGAUUUAGGUGUCAAUGCAGAUAGGAAUGUUGGUUAUGAAGAAGCCAGUAUUUGGGGUGAAAAGUAUUUCAAAGGAAACUUUGAUAGGCUUGUAGAGGUAAAGACAGCAAUAGAUCCAAGCAAUUUUUUCAGAUAUGAACAAAGUAUACCAUCACUUGCAUCUAAGUCUAGUAUAAUGGCAGAAUAGAAGCAGCAGAUGUAUCAAUAUAAGAGGUAUCUAGAAGCAUUUCGAAUUCAUGAAAAACUCUUUUAGACCUAGAUUAUAGUUUGUCAUAAUAUUUGAUUGGUUAGAAAAUUAUUUACUCUCCAAUUGUAUUUUCCCUGCCUGAUAAAGGGACUUUGUUCAUUCUGUUUUAAGCUGAUAUGAAUGAUGUAUAGAAUAAGAUUAUUAUUUUUUUUUUUGUAGCUAAUGCUGCUAUUAGGCUGUAGAUUGCUGCAUUAACAAAAAUCAUAUUCCAAUGUAAUUUAUAGAAAUCCAUUUAUGCCAGCAGCCUGCAAUGUGCAUUUAUA